This is a messenger RNA of Pseudo-nitzschia multistriata, 965 nucleotides long. The record is from the annotation of a GenBank genome assembly. NCBI's taxonomy places the organism in Eukaryota, Bacillariophyta, Bacillariophyceae, Bacillariales, Bacillariaceae.
GAACAUGCAAAAGAGAUUGUGAUUGGUAAGGGACACAAUACUGGUGUUUUAAUGUCUGUAACCUCAGGGAGAAGACCUUGAUUAGCCCUUACUGUUCUUCCCAUCUGCUCAACACAAGCGUCAUUCUAUGAUUUUUUUCAUUUUCAUAUCGGAAUCCGCCGACUAGCAAAUACACAUCUCUUCUGGCACCCUAUGGCGGAUCAUAUUCGGGCAAUGCAGGUGUACGUUGUUGCAAAGAAAAUCGACGAGGUUCGUCGGAAAACUAACUUUGAUAACUCGCUGAAAAAGAAUCAUCCUCCGCGUCCAUUCCUCCUGUGUGGGGAUCUGAAUAGUGAUCCGUUGUCCGGUGCUUCUCAGCUCCUUUGCUCUAGAUCUCUCGCACCAGACCAACACGAAUGUUGGAAGUACCUCCAUAGAUACAAAUGGGAUAUAGAUGAUUGCGAGGUUGAUGAAAUGAUGGAAGGUGGAACAAGUGGAGAAGAGCGCAGGGCCGAACAUCGGGACGGCAGAUGUGAACAAAGCAUUUCAUUCGCGAAGUCUUGCAAUGCGUCUCCUCCCCACAUUGAUCUACCAGAUUGUUUUCCUACUAUCGUAUCGGGCUGCAAAGAGAGUCCUCCUUUCACAAACUUUUCUCUCGAUUUCGUUGAUACAUUGGACUACAUCCUUGCUAGUAAAGCUUCUGAAACUGAGUUAUUUGGAUUCGUGCCAAUGCGGUCCGCAGCAAUGCCUUCUGUUCUUGAUGUGAAAAAGUUCAUUUCGAUGGUAAGUACAAAAAGAACUCAACUCCAUGUAGAACAUUUUGGAAUUCUCUUCAGUCUGUCAACGUUCAAAGUGAUUUCUCACAUUCCAUCUGGUACUAUAAAUUGGAUUAUCACAUUCAGCCGAAUGAAUUCAUGCCAAGUGACCAUGUUUCCAUUGUCUGUGAUUUUGACUUGAUUCGGUACGAUUAAAAUUAUGGCACAAUA